Messenger RNA from Eremothecium sinecaudum, 3948 nucleotides. RefSeq names its product Spp41p (gene SPP41). The record is from RefSeq and is a predicted model, not a curated record. The transcript has a single exon. NCBI's taxonomy places the organism in Eukaryota, Fungi, Ascomycota, Saccharomycetes, Saccharomycetales, Saccharomycetaceae. Bases 1 to 3948 code for a protein of 1315 amino acids.
AUGUCUGGAGAUCAGCACGAUGAUCUCAAUCUAAAUGAGCUUGUAGGUACUCUACUUGCAACAGCAUCUACUGAUGAUCAAGAUGUUGAUCAUUUAGAGCAAAAAGAGCACGAAAACGAUUCAGAGCUUAAACAAAAGCACGAUGUUUUGAAUGAGAAAACUACCAUUUCCGAUUUGCCCGACACAGCACACUUUGGUGACGAUGAUAUAGCUGCAGCUGUUGCUCAUGCUAUAGGAACAAUAGACGAGGAAUCUGUAGAGAGAUUGGGGCAUGAAGACCUGGGUAGCUCAAAUUUACAACAUGAUGAGGAGAUAGUAUCUAGCGACCAACAACAACAUGAGCACUGGGCUACUUUAUUGCAGCAAGGAAUCCUCCACGAAGAACAGGAAAACGCCAAUGCCUACCAUGACCCUGAAAGCAGGCGCGACGAAACUACGAAUGAUAACGAAGGUGAUCUAAGAGAACAUCUGGAUCAUGAUGAUGAACAACUGCGGCGAGCUAUUAUGGAGUCACUACAGCAAUUUAAUGAACGGGAGCACCGAUCGUCUAAAGAAAAGGAUAAAUCCAAGUCCAAGUCCAAGUCGAAAUCCAAGUCGAAAUCGUCAUCCAAGACGAGUUCUAGUGAUAAAUCGAAGAAGGAUAAGAAAAAGAAGCAAAGCAAAAAGGAUAAGAAGAAGUCUAAGGAGAAAAAAUCCAGUUCGGAUGGCGUACCGAAUUUUGAGGAUGUCAUCAAAGGAUUUAUUGACCAGUCUACUGUAGAGUCUACACAGCAUGAUUCUAGCGAAAAUUUUGGUGAUGCUGAAACACAGGCUUUGGUUGACGCUACCCUAAAGGCGUUUGAGAACGAACUGUUAGGUACAAAUGAAUCUUCGUUGUCUUCGAAAUCAAGUUACAAGCUAACUGGUGAUAAAGCGUCGUCCAAGAGCAAAUCUAGUGUUGAAUCAAAAAGUAAGCCCAAAUACAAGCCAUCAGUGGCGGCACCUUUGCUAUUCCCACUGCCGCCUACGUCACAUAGUUCAAAAAAGAAGAAGGACAAAUCCAAGAAGUCAUCUAGUAAGAAGAAGGAGACCAGGGAUUCGGUAUCAUAUGAUGAGGAAGUCUUCUCAAAAGCUUUAGCUGAUAUGGUUAACCAGGUGGUGAACACCUCCUUUAAUGAUGCUCACCAAACCGCCCCUAAGAAGCAGUCGGCUGUACCACAUAUCACUACUGAUGUUGACAUGGACAUGCAUUCUGCUCAGGCCCCCAUUGCUAGGCAACAGGAAUCAAGUUACAAAGCUAGUUCGGGUUUUGAUGCAGUCCGUCGGCCAGCCCCCGAAGAAUCAUUUGAUCUAAACCAGAUCAUGCAAAAUGCUAUGGCUAUGGCAUUCCAAGAACAAGUUCAAGAUCAAUUAGAUCCCUCUAUUAUGGAGGAAUUCAAUAGGGAAUUGUCCGGGAUGCGUUUAUCUGGUUCAACUGAUUCAUCUGCUUCCCUUUCCAAAAAGAAGAGUAAGAGUUCCAAGAAGCCUAAAAAGCCUAAAUUCCACAGAGAUGAAUCCGAAAUUCUCGAAGAUGACAGUAGUAUGGAGGACGACCUGUCAAGAAGUUUGAGCAUUUCCAAGGUAAUAAUAUCACCAGAGGAGAUUUAUAAAAAGAAGUUCUCCAAAAUAGCCAAGGAGUGCGCCAGUCAAGCAAGGAAAAGAAUAUCUCAGAAGAAUAAGGAAUUCAAAGAGCAAUUGAAGCUAGUAAGGCAACAACAGCUUAGCGAGAAACAACGAGCAAGGGAAGAAAAGAGAUUGCGCAAACUUGCAGAAUCGAAAGAACUCGAGGAAAUAGUUGCAAGGGGACCUCCAUAUCCUCCGGACCUGAAGUUAACCAAAACUGGAAAACCCAAAAAGCCAUAUCGUCGUCUUACUGAAGAUGAAUUGGCCAGGAUGUCGGCAGAUCAUGCUGAUUCUAGGGAAAGAAAGCAGAAAAGAAAGGAGCGUAAAGAACGUCGAGAGCUUAAAGAUGCAUUGAGAAGGAUUCCUAUCUCGGCUCUCAAAAAGAUACCUUUAUUUAACUUCACUAAGGACCCUAAUGCUUCUGCUCUGAAUGAUAUAGAAGGCUCUCUUGCAAAAAUGCCCCACCUGGAUACCGCUGGAGCAAUAGCAGCAGCCGCUGCUAGCUCAAGAACCAGCAAUGGCUUUGAUCCCCAUAGGAAAACAGUUAUACACCGGGAAAAAUAUCUAUUUCAUCCACCAUGGGUCAUCCCUGAACACCCACCAUAUGCUCUGCCAGUGGCUCGUAGGAGAAACAAAACCGCAGAAUAUCGCUUUAACAAAAUAUACAAGAAACGGAAGACAAAGGCUCACAAGGCUACUUUGAAUAUUGGAAACCGGAUGAUACCUGCUGUUUUGUUCCCGAUCAUAAACACUUUGAAGGCAGCUGCAAGGGCUACAGCUGCAGCUGGUGCUACUCCUGAACAAUCUAGGCAGCAUCUAGGUUCAAUGCUUCAACAAGCGCGAGUGACGAUUGCAGAAGCACUGGCUAAGGCAAAGUCUCAAAACACAAGAAACUACGCAGCUAUUCGUAGUGAAGAUGACAUAAAGAACAUGCAUCAACAGGAUAACAAGGUCAAAAUGAUACCAUUAUUCACUGCUGCUAAUUUGAAGAAGCUUCAGAGCAAGGAACAUACAGAAAGCGUUGUAAAAACAGAUAAUACAGGUAAUACAGAUAAACGAGAAGAACAUCAAAGUUUAAUAAAGGAAGUACCAAAAGCAAACAUUGAAGUAGAUUUCUCAAGAAAUGAAGACAAAGAUAUAAAUGGGAAAGAAACCCGCCCUCGUCCAAUCAAAGUUGAGAAUGAGAAUGAAGGUUUACAUGAUGCUCUAAAAAGACAAUUAAUACGUUCACAUGGCUCAGAAGCAGCCCUUCCUUCUAAUAUUAAUUCACUAAUAUCUGAUACAAUAUCUAAUCUUCUUCCCAACCUAGACCAACUAAAAAACCUCGAUGAACUAAUAGAUGAUCCUUCCGUGGGUAAUAGUACGCUUUAUUCUAAACGCAGUUAUCGUAAAACAGCUUCCCGUUUUAAAAGCGUUUUAAACUUAGACGAUAUUUCACCGUUACCAAGUUCAGUUGGGUUAAAAGAAGAACCUCAAUUAACUAACACAUUAACUUCGGCAGUUGCUCGUCCUGUAACGCCACAAUCGGCACCGCCAACGCAACCAUCUACGGCAACUACUCUGGCUCCUGCUGCUCGGGCUAAUAAACGCUCUUCGGCUUCUGAACUAGUUGUUUAUGAUUUCCAUUUGCCGCUUAAAGAUGUAAAUGGUAAAGUAUCAAAAUCCGUACCUUUAAUGCGCCGUGUUAAGGCCUAUUUGGAAACUGCUGAAAUAACUCAGUUACGUAAGGAGAUCAAUAAAGAGCGUAAGCGUAAAUGGAGAGAGGCUAAUGUAGAGCGUAACAGAGACAAUGAUCUUCGUUCCCGCCUGAACCAGCGUGCGAAUACUCUGUUCGGGCGAGAAGAUUCACAAGCUAAAAGGCAUUGGGUAGAGGAACAAUACAAAGAACGGAUUAUCAAGCUUGAAGGUGAUGUGUCUGUUGGCAACGGCACGACACCUUCUUCAUCUACACCAAAAGAGAAUCACACUUCAGUCUCUGAUAAAGAGAUCUUAAAUCUAAUUGCUGUGCGUCUUAAUAGGUUAGAUGCAGCCCGUAAUAUUGAGCGUGAGAUCCAGAAUGAAGCUAGAUCCGCUUUAGCGGUAACCAAGAACCCUACAAAGUUGACCAAAAAGCCUCUUCCUGAUGCUUAUGGCUCACAAAUAGGGCCUAGCUCGCCACCCCCAACAGCACCAACAGCGACCGGAAUUUUUAACUCAAAGAAGUCAAAUGUAUCUAUUGACCCUGAAUUGGCGGUAAAAAGACCAAGAGACGAAGAUCGAAACCAGCUUCAGGAUGAGCAACCAUUACCCAAAAAGAUCGCGUUGUAG